Molecule: messenger RNA, 621 nt
Organism: Quercus lobata
Lineage: Eukaryota; Viridiplantae; Streptophyta; Magnoliopsida; Fagales; Fagaceae
Product: pentatricopeptide repeat-containing protein At1g02150-like
Exons: 2
Coding region: 1-621 (206 amino acids)
Cellular component (GO): mitochondrion
Molecular function (GO): protein binding
Source: RefSeq, a predicted model, not a curated record
AUGGCUAAUGCUAUCAAAACAAUUGAGGUUUAUGAUUGGAUGAACAACAGAGGAGAGAGGUUUAGAGUAGCAGCUAGUGAUGCUGAAAUUCAAUUAGAUCUAAUUGGCAAGGUUCAUGGAAUUUCUAGAGCUGAAGAUUACUUCCUGGAGCUACCAGAUAGGUUGAAAGACAGGAGGAUAUAUGAGGCUCUUCUCAAUGCUUAUUUGAGAGCCAAAAUGAGAGGAAAGGCAGAAUCUUUACUUGAAAAAAUGAGUUGUAAAGGUUAUGCCAUGCACUCACUUCCUUUCAAUGUGAUGAUGACUCUCUAUAUGAAUCUCAAGGAGUUUGAUAAAGUUGACUUGAUGAUCUCAGAAAUGACUGAGAAAAAUAUAAAACUAGAUAUAUAUUCCUAUAAUAUCUGGUUAUCAUCUCGUGGAUUACAAGGAUCUGCAGAAAAGAUGGAACAAGUAUUUGAACAGAUGAAACAGGACAGGACCAUUAAUCCCAAUUGGACUACAUUCAGCACAAUGGCUACAAUGUACACUAAGUGGAACAUAUUGGAGAAAGGAGGAUUUCUAAGGCUUUAUCCUGCUGGAAAGAAGCUUUUAUGGAUCAUGGAGUUGGAGGGCAAAGCCAGUUAA